Monodelphis domestica (gray short-tailed opossum) is the source of this 2355-nucleotide messenger RNA. It is a transcript of the gene VN2R616, whose product is annotated as vomeronasal 2 receptor 616. Gene Ontology annotation, cellular component: plasma membrane. The record is from RefSeq and is marked inferred. Gene Ontology annotation, molecular function: G protein-coupled receptor activity. NCBI's taxonomy places the organism in Eukaryota, Metazoa, Chordata, Mammalia, Didelphimorphia, Didelphidae. Gene Ontology annotation, biological process: G protein-coupled receptor signaling pathway.
GCCCUGGGCAUGCUGUUUGCCCUGGAAGAGGCAAAUAGAGAUCCCACCUUCCUGCCUAAUGUCACUGUGGGACUCCAGCUCUAUGACUCCUGUGUAUCUGGGACCCGGGCUCUGGGGAGCACCCUUAGCCUCCUGUCUGGACAGCUUCCACCAACACCCAACUUUGAUUGCCACUCUUCCCAGCACCAACUCCUGGGAAUCAUAGGUGGGAUGACGUCCCCAGAGUCCGAGCCUAUGGCUGAGCUGCUCUCUAUUUACCAAGUCUCUCAGGUAAGUCAUGGAUCUCAACAUCCCCAAUUUUCUGAUCAUCACCGGUUCCCCUCUUUCCUCCGCACAGUCCCCAGCAGAGCCCAACAACCUCAGGCCAUAGCCAAGAUGCUUCUCUUCUUCAACUGGACAUGGGUAGGCCUGGUAGGCUCAGAUAAUGGUGCCUUUGAGUGGCUAGAUCAGGAACUGCGGAAUGAGGUUGGAAAGAAUGGUGGCUGUGUGAGCUUCUCCAGGAAGAUUGAUGGCCAUGUUGCCAAUGUGGGUGAUGUAGCUGAUGCCAUCCAGGAUUCCACUGCUAAAGUGAUCAUCUGUGAUUGCUACCAUAUUCACUUUAUGCUCCUUGCCAAGGCCCUUCAGAAGAAGAAUGUAACCAAUAAGAUAUGGGUCAUGUCUACUUCUUUUUUGCCAGACUCCUCUGUGUUGAACAGGGAAGCCAGGGUGAUGCUAAAUGGGAGCCUCUCUCUGGGGAUACAUUCAGGCCCAGUGCUUGGCCUGCAGCACUUCCUGUCCACUCUGCACCCAGCUAUGUUCCCAGACAAUCAUCUGAUAAAGUUGUUCUGGCAAGACUUAUUCGGUUGCAUCUGGCCUGGGCUAAAGCCUAUUGGCCUUCAAAAGGGAUCUCUUGUCCAGAACUGCACCGGGCUGGAGCAGUUGACACCUACCCAUCUGUCUGUAUUGAAACUGGAUGACUUGACUGCUACAUACCAAGCCUACAUUGCAGUCAAAGCCUUCCUGGAGGCCUAUAAGAACCUGCGGUCCUGCUCUCCUGGGGAGGGUCUAUUUACUGGUGGCAACUGUGCCAGGACAGGAGAUGCCAAGCCUUGGCAGCUUUUGCAGUAUCUAAGGGCUGUAUGCUUCAUUACUCAAGCCAAAGAAAAGAUAUUUUUUACCCAGGAUGGGGACAUCCCAGCAAUUUUCGACAUUGUAAGCAUAUACCUUGCUCCAGACCACACUUUGAAGACUACCAAGGUUGGACACUUAGACUUCAGCAAACCUUCUGGGAGAGAACUGGUGAUAAACAGGAACAUUAUCAUUUGGGCUAAGGGUCCUGGGAAGGCUCCUCUUUCAGUCUGCAGUAAGACAUGUCCUUUGGGAACCUGGAAGUCAGCCAUCCAGGGGCAACCAAGCUGCUGUCACCAGUGUCUUCACUGCCCACAAGGAGAAAUAACCUACAUACCAGACAGCACCAGUUGCCUGAAGUGCCCAGAGGACCAGUGGCCAAACAGUAAGCAGGAUCAGUGCAUCCCCAAGAAUCUUGACUUUCUUUCCUACAAGGAGCCCCUAGGCAUGGCAUUAGCCAUUUGCACAACUCUCUUCUUUCUCCUUGCCCUGACCAUCCUAGUCAUCUUCAUAUGGCAUCACCACACGCCUAUAGUCAAAGCCAACAACCAAAGGCUGAGUUACAUUCUUCUUUGUUCUUUGGCACUAUGCUUCCUGUGCCCAUUCAUGUUCAUUGGCCACCCAGUACCCCUGACUUGUGCCUUGCGUCAGGCAGCCUUUGGAAUUAUCUUUACAGUCUGUGUGUCUGCCAUUCUGGCUAAGACUAUUAUUGUUGUAUCUGCCUUCAGGACCACUAGACCAAAUGCCAGAUUCAGGAAAUGGGCAGGACCAAAUCUUCCCCAUGCUAUUCUCAUUGCCUGUUCAUUGAUCCAGAUUGUUCUGUGCAUGUUCUGGGUUAUUGUCUGGCCUCCAAUGCCUAUGAACUCUAUGGAUACAGGGCCCAAAGUCACUGUGAUGUGUGAUAUAGGCUCUUCAGAGUUUUUCUAUGCCAUGCUGAGCUUCUUGGGCUUCCUAGCUCUGGUCAGUCUGGUGGUGGCCUUCCUAGCCCGUCAAUUGCCUGACACCUUCAAUGAAGCCAAGCACAUCACUCUCAGCAUGUUGGUCUUCUCUUGUGUUUGGAUCUCCUUUAUCCCAGCACACCUGAGUGCUCAGGGCAAGGAUACUGUGGCUGUGGAGAUUUUUGCUAUCUUGGCAUCUGGGGCAGGCCUACUGUGCUGUUUAUUCUUCCCUAAGUGCUAUAUUAUCCUGCUCCAACCUGCGAAGAACACAAGGGAUCAGAUGAUGGGCAAGCAUUAUUUCAAGAAAUGA